GCGAGACAGGGGUCGCCUCCGGGCGGGGCGGAGACUGGCAGCUCUUCAACAGAACAUGUGAAGUUAUCUCGGAAGUUGCUCAAUUUACUACUAUCUAAUUAUUCAAAAUGGGGAAGCUGGUUGUCAUAUCACUUUUUAUUGCUGCUUUAUCAGCAUUUCUUGGAGAGAGAAUUAUUAAUUUACGGAAAAGGACUCUUGCUUCCAGAAAGCUUGUCCAAACCCACCUCCCAAACUGCCAUCCAAUCAAAAGCCUUGAGUACGGAUCAGAGGACCUCACAAUACUUCCCAAUGGACUUGCUAUUAUUAGCACUGGCUUGAAGGAUCCUGUAUUGCCAUCCUAUUCAGAUGACCCUGGAAAGAUGUACACCCUUGAUAUGAGUGAAGAUUCUAGGAUGAAACCAGUGGAGCUCCGCAUGGGGAGAGGCUUUGACCUGGACUCCUUCAAUCCACAUGGAAUCAGUGUAUACACAGAUGAGACGGAUAACUCAGUAUACCUGUUUGUGGUCAAUCACCCUCAACAGAAAACACAAGUGGAGAUCUUUCUGUUUGUUGAGGAGGACCACUCCCUUGUCUAUGUGAAAACCGUAAAGCAUGAAUUCCUUCACAGUGUGAAUGACAUUGUGGCUGUGGGAGUGGAGAGCUUCUAUGCCACCAACGAUCACUAUUUCAGUGGAGGCACUCUGAAUACUCUGGAGUUACUUCUGGCUCAGCCCUGGUCUAACGUUGUGUAUUACAGCCCUGAAGAGGUCAAAGUAGUGGCUGAGGGAUUCUACAUGGCCAAUGGCAUCAACAUCUCACCUGACAAAAGGCACAUAUAUGUGGCUGACUUAUUUGACCACAACAUACAUGUUUUGGAGCGACUGGAAAGCAAUGGUUUGGCCCCAGUGAAGGUCGUGGAAGUGGGCUCUCUUGUUGACAACAUUUAUGUUGACCCUGAGACUGGCGACUUGUGGAUAGGUUGUCACCCUAAUGGCUGGAAACUAUUUCGAAAUGAUCCUGAGGAUCUUCCUGGAUCUGAGGUGAUUCAGAUUAAAGACAUCCACUCUGAGAAGCCAGUGGUGACCCAGGUCUAUGCUGAUGAUGGCAGUGUGCUCAUAGGAUCCUCUGUAGCAGCUCCCUACGGAGGAAAGCUUCUCAUUGGAACAAUCUACCAGAAAGCCUUGGUCUGUGAUCUAGCCAUGGUAGACCAGUAGCCAAUGCUCUAUGUAUAAAACAGGCUUCCAACGUGGGUUGUGGUUGGAAGAGUGCAAGUGUGCAACAUACUGAAUGUUGCAGAUGGAAAUGCAAUGAAUAGAGUUAACAAGAUUCCUUACUCUAUAUGACAGGGAGGGAUGUCUGUUCUGCAUAAUAUACAUGUAUAUCUAGCUGAAAGUUCCUCAAUGUUGUGCCAUACUGAAUUCUGCCGUGGCCUGUGGGGUUCAACUUGCCAAGUAAAAAAAAUAUUUUUAAGUUGAUUCAUUGCACGCUCUGUCCAAUCACAGGAAGUUAGAUUUGCAAUAAAGUUGACAAAAUGAUAUGUCAAAGAUAACGCUGGUGCACUGAACAAGACCUGUAACGAUACAUAGUAAUGUUGCAAGUGCCACAUUGUAUAAAAGUUGAUAAAUGACAGGAGAAAUGACUUGAUAAGAAUAAUCUGACUGUUAAGGACCCUUUAAAAAAAUGCUUGGGCCUAAAAUAUAACUGCCUGUAGCUCAGGUCCUGAAGCAAGGAUAUGCAUAUUAUUGAUACCAUUAGGAGUCUAUGUGCAAUUCUGAUUUUGGCCACUAGAUGGCAGCCGUGUAUGUACAAAGUUUUAGACUGAUCCAAUGAACCGUUUCAUUACUGUUCAAAAUGUUGUUU
This is a messenger RNA of Oncorhynchus gorbuscha (pink salmon), 1839 nucleotides long. Its product is annotated as serum paraoxonase/arylesterase 2-like. The transcript is spliced from 9 exons. NCBI's taxonomy places the organism in Eukaryota, Metazoa, Chordata, Actinopteri, Salmoniformes, Salmonidae. The record is from RefSeq and is a predicted model, not a curated record. Gene Ontology annotation, molecular function: arylesterase activity. Bases 108 to 1193 code for a protein of 361 amino acids.